Messenger RNA from Uranotaenia lowii, 796 nucleotides. RefSeq lists its product as uncharacterized. The record is from RefSeq and is a predicted model, not a curated record. The transcript has 4 exons. The coding region runs from base 191 to 715 and encodes 174 amino acids. NCBI's taxonomy places the organism in Eukaryota, Metazoa, Arthropoda, Insecta, Diptera, Culicidae.
UCCAAUUAGAAUUUUUUCGCAUGCCAGCUGAUUCGAAAUUAUAAUGCCUCGAUAGUUAAUUUGACGGAUGUUUACCCCUACAACUUGAAGCGAAUAAUUCGCUAAAAUUCACCAUUUUAGCCGAACCUAGUCAAUAUAAAUCGAUGAUGGGCCCGCUUUCUGUGUACGGCUUAGUUUCUCUCGAAUCACCAUGAUUACUACAUUUGUUCUAUCACUUUUACCGUUGGUAGUUCUGGCUAAUUACGAAGAGUGCAUCUCUGUGACCCCUGGCACAAAAAUGGAUCAAUGCUGUUUGGUUCCGUCCGGAUUACCUAAGGAAGUGUUGGAGGACUGCUUAGAGACAGCUGCAAUGAACCAGGUUCCAAACAGAGAGGCUCGCAAUUCUAUAAUCUGCGGCUAUGAGUGUUUCAUGAGAAAGAUCGGCGUUGUCGUUAAUCAAACUAUUUACAUUGACAAAGUCGAAGAGUACAUGGCGAAGCUGGAACCAAUUGCCAGAGACUCAAGAAUUGCCGCUUGGAAAAUUUGCUUUGUUAAUAGGCUGAACCUUGUUGCUAAAGCAAAAAUGCACCCAUUUCUGUGUUAUCCGUUUGCGUAUGCAGUACACUACUGUGUCAGAGCAAUGGUUGAUCAAAACUGUCCCCCCGAAUAUUUCAAUGAUACUGAAAUGUGUCGCAAAAUACGUGCCGGUGUACCAUUUUGCAAGUCACCUGAAUAAAACCUGAAUCAAUAACACAGUGCAACACUAGAAGUGGAAACGACUUCUCAUUUCGUUUGUAUUGAAGUACACAAGGAAAUA